Microbotryum saponariae is the source of this 3348-nucleotide messenger RNA. Lineage: Eukaryota; Fungi; Basidiomycota; Microbotryomycetes; Microbotryales; Microbotryaceae. The record is from the annotation of a GenBank genome assembly.
AUGUCACGUUCAAAGGGGUCUGCAACUGAGUUGCUCCAGGCGAUCGUGGAUGACGUCGGUGACGCGGAUGACUUGAAAGGAGUCACGGCCUCACUCCGCAGCGCGGUUCGUGACUUGCUUGUAAGCGUCAGUCUUACCACUUCGCCCAUGUAUCAUAUCUAACGUGCACUGACUCGUUCAUAAUCUUUUUGGACUCGAACGUGUAUCACCACAGCGCCAUAACGCGUCCUCCCUGCCCCAGGCAGCAGCCUUCUUCUCCUCGCCCGAAGGUGCGAUCGUGCUCCUUGUCGCACGACCCGCUUCCACUCUCCGGUUCUUCGCCGCUCUACUCAAUCAUACCAAUACUCAGAUCUGGAAAUGUCUAGAUCCCAAUGGAGUACACGGUCGUCGAUUCGUGGAAGACAAGGUGGCACUAGGUCAGGCUUGGGAUCUGGUGAUGGAGUCGAUUCUGCUGGGCCUGAAAGCCUUUCUGGAUCCGACCGAAGCAAGGGCAAAACCUCUCACGGCACGUGGUACGUUUGAACUUUUCAGUCAAACUGACGCCGUCUGUUGAUGAUGGUGUCAACUGACAGCCGACGCUUUAUCUGUGUUUCUCACUAGACGAAGACCUGCUGGGCAUGAUCUGUUACGCGUCCCUGGCACGACUUCUCACCACAGACCACGUAUUUUCCGCUGUUAAAAGGCGUAUCCUGGACAUCUUUGAAGACUCGACCCACCUUUGCAUGGAGAACAAAAACCGCCUCAUUCGACCGGAGCUCCUAGGACCGAAGCGUCUAGCGGGCUUGAUCAGUGUCGCCGAGGGUAAGUGUUGUCUCUCCAGGUUUUCGACCCCGUCGAGCUGAGACUCAUUGGAUCGUAUCCAGAUCAUGGAGUAACUUCAAGAGCCCUAGAGUUGGCCUUUCGGCUGCGCAGUCAUCUCGCCCGAGCUCCCUCCUCGGCUGGGGUCUCCACCUCGAGUUGGGAAGCGGCGCUCUUCCCCUCCGGCGUGUUCGGACCCGAGGAGUCGCAAAAGCUGCGCGGGAUGUUUCACCGACUAAAAGCGAGGGAGUGGGACGAGGUAAGUACGAGAGUCUCCAGAUUAUGGUGUGUUGGACUUGUUGACUUGACUGACGAUAUCGCCGCCCAAUCAGGGGUCUCUGAGCCUGCUGCAGGAACUGAGCGCACUUGCUUCCAACAAGUGAGUUCUUCGAAUAUUUGUGAUGUGAUGUACUCAAUGUAUACCUAUACCACCCCAUCCUGUUCCCCAGCUUCAAACUCGUCUUUGCAGUCACAUUUCACGUCAACGGUCGCGCCUUCCUCUGCACCGACGUGGAGAAGCCCACCGAAGACUAUCAAGAUUUCGUGGGGUUCAAUCGAAGAUCCAUCAGCGCCAAUGUGUUGAGCUACCUUGCAGACGACGAUGGGGCACAACGAACUAUCGAAGCACCUCUUUCUGGCAUCAAGAGUGUCGAGCUGUUUGACUUUUCAGAAGGUGAGCCAAGUUUUGCACAGAUAUCGAGGAGAAGCUGACAGGGCACCCAGAAAAUUUGAACAGAUUACAUGACUUGCAGGAUCAUACUGUCUCACUCACCGACGUUGGAGUCAACGCCACUCGAGCUCCCCCACAAUGAGGCUGACCCAAGUCUUGUGCUGGGCAUUCGCCUUUCGGACGCACAGCGCCUGCAGCAAGUUCUGAUGAUGAGAAAGACAGUGGGUCUAGACUCAAUCAUUCUCCAUGUGUGAUCUUCAUCUCGAACUGAGAGUUUCACUUGAUCCUUCUCAAAAGCCGUACAAUACUCGGGCCGCUGAGCAGGCCGACGUCAUGGAGCUUGAUACGGCGCAUGCAAAACGCCGAAAGGCGGCGGAGGAACCACCUCGUACGGAUGAACCGUCCCUCCAUCCCAUCAAAUACAGUGCUUCAUCUCUGCGUGGACAGUCCGGUAUCCCCACUUCCUCGCCUGAUCUUUACACCCCACAACGGAACAGGGCUGGGCCGAAGCGUGUGCCACGCAAGGCAAGUGAGUUGGGAGCAGGUACGAAAGCAAAUCGUCAAACAGUCGGUAAAGCGGCAGAUUCGGACACUUCUUCGGAUCUACCCAUGGUGGCACGGCCAAAGACACCCUCACCUUGGCGAGACGUCGCACCGCCCAAACAGACUCGCCAUUCGCAGCCACCACAGCCUGCUCCGAAACGCAAAUCAUCGUCUCGUCAAAAGAUGCCGUGGGAUGAUGACACGCCUGGGGAGAAGACGAGGAAUGCUCCGCCAGAGCACAGGAACGAGUCCGCCCUUUCCGCACACGAAGACUGGGACAUGGGUGGGAUUGAGCCCAAUUUUGAUCCUGGUCCUCGCCUGGAACGUCAAGGAACGGAAGUGGAAGAUGAUCGAGAGGUAUUCCAGGAGGUUACAUCUCACGGCGCGUUGAAAGUGGACCAGCCCGCACCAAGGUGGACGGAUCAAAGCAGGGAAGAGGCUCCAUCACUCGAAGAGAAGGAGCUCAUCAGGCACGCACAGUCUCCCAUUGCCAUCAACGAGCCUGUCCACAAUAUUGUACGUUCCAUACUGAUCUGAUCUGAACCAAAGAAAGGUGAAGUCAACACUGAUUUCGAUCCCUUUCUAGCCGUUCAAGAAGAACUUACGGAUGCCCCCCUCGCUAUUGACGAGCUCGAAGGCACCUUCGCCCACAAGAGUUCCAAGACCGGACCCAAUCGCAGCGAGCCCACUCGACGGCCCUGGUCGAUCGCCAUUGGCCCCGCUUGCUUUCGCUUUUAGACACCAUAAUUCCGCCAGCUUAACUUCUGGGAUCAAGGCACACUCAAAGAUCCAAACACGAGGUCGUACCCCGGCGGGAUUCGGACAGACUCCUCCAGCCAAACGAGCUCGCCUGGAAACAGGGUCAGCGCCGAGGGAACAUCCCGAAGCCAUGCAGCGGGAUGAACAACAAAGCGAAGACGUUUUGGUCGACCUUGCCAGGGUAAUUACCGCACGCUGAAACGGUACUUCAAACCCAGUCAGGAGCUGAGUUGAGUCGAACUAAUCGUUACUGCACAGAUUGUGCUGCGGAAGCAUCAACUCCGCACGAACGAGCAAACUUCCUCUCUCUCUCGAAGCCGGCCCGCUAUCACAGCUGCUGCACGCCAUGCAGCACGCGAGAUGCAAGAGAUGACGUAAGUUUCGAUGCUAGACGUGAUAAUUUCAGCAUGGUAAGCAAGAAAAUUGACACUUUGCGGGCCCGCAGAGUGUCGAUUGCGAGUGCAGCCCAUCAGCUGUCCAGGGGAAGCGCACACAGAUUCCGUGACUUUGACUCUCAGACUCGAUCGAUUCGAAGCAAGGCGUUGAGAGCGGUGGAGAUGAUCAAGAAGAGGGCCUGA